AACUCUUCAAACAACACCAAAAUGGCUAAUAGAGCCCCAUCCGCCUCCGCCUUCACGGCCAUCAUAGUCGGCGGCUCGGUCGCGGGCUUGACACUAGCUCACAUGUUCUCCAAAGCACAUAUUGACUACACUCUCCUGGAAGCCCGUGAUACUAUCUCACCACAGCUUGGAGCUUCAAUAGUUAUUAUGCCGAAUGGGGCGAGGAUUCUGGAUCAACUUGGUGUUUUCGAGGACAUGAGGGACGACUUUAUUACCAAGAUGAGCAGGAGUUUUGUUAGGAGGAGCGAUGGGAGACUAGUCUCGUGGAAUGAGUGGCCUAGGAUGGUGGAGGAAAAGUUGGGAUAUCCGUGCAGUAUUUGUGAGAGGCGCAGGUUUUUGGGGAGUCUUUAUGAGCAGUUGGAGGACAAGUCUAGGAUUCUGCUGGAGAAGAAAGUUGUUGAUAUCAAGCAUGAGAAGGAUGGGGUCGCGGUGAGGUGUCAAGAUGGGAGUGAGUUUAGAGGGGAUUUGGUGAUUGGUGCGGAUGGUAUUCAUAGUCGGACGAGGGUUGAGAUGCAGAGGCUUGCGGAGGAGAUGGGACCGAAAGGGUUGAUGGAUAGGGAUAAGUCAAGCAUAACAGCAGAAUAUAACUGCUUCUUCGGCAUCGCCGACGAAAUUCCAGAGCUCAUUCCGGGAGAUAGCCACGUCUCCACAGACAUCGACCACUCCUCCCUUCUUUUCGUCAGCCAAGGUUCCAACGCAGUAACCAACGCCCGCGCAGGCGGUCUUCCGCAAUGGUUCUUCUUCUCCAAAAUGGACCGCAAAUACUCGGGCUCCUCCAUUCCCCGCUUCACAAAAGCUCAUAUGGAUCAACAAGUCGAAGAGUUCGGAGAUUUCAAACUAACAGAAAACGUUACGUUGAAAGAGAUCAUUAAAAAGUCGAGAACCCUGAGCUAUUUGCCGUUGGAGGAGGCGAGCCAUGAAGUAUGGACGUUCGGCAGGAUUGUGUGUCUCGGAGAUGCGAUCCAUAAGAUGACGCCCAAUCUCGGACAAGGCGGGAAUCAAGCAAUCGAAAGCGCGGCCGUUCUCACAAACUGCCUCAUCGAGCUUCUGCAAAAGACUUCCGACAAUAAACCCGAACUCUCAGUUCUGAAGGAAUCCUUAAGGCAGUACCAGACUCUGAGGCAGAAGAGAGCAGAGAAAUUCGUUCAUUUGUCGGCGAUGGUAACGAGGAAUGAUGCACUUGCUACGCUCAAGCAUACGGUACUGUUUCUGUACGCAGAGCCGCUGUCUGGAGAGGCGCUUACUGCCUUUCAAACGGAGAUGUAUCACACAGCCCCAUACCUGAACUUCCUUCCGCUGCCAAGACAUGUUACGGAAAAUGAGACGUGGAAACAGGGCAUAGAGAGAGUGAAGGCAAACGAUAUUAUUCCGAGACCACGGCUGUAAACCAGUCGGGUCCCCUACCCCCAGUGAACAGAAAAUAGUACCCCGAAAUGAAGGAUGCUUCCAUCUCAAAUUCAAAAGCAGCAUUUGGUAGAUAUUAGAUCGGCGGCCUUCUCCAUGAAUAUUAUUCAUAUAGAACUAGAUUCAUAUCAACAUUAUUUUCAGAAGAGUUUCACCAUUCUAUUAUUAGUCCCAAUCCCAAUUCCGG
Messenger RNA from Hyaloscypha bicolor E, 1630 nucleotides. RefSeq names its product FAD/NAD(P)-binding domain-containing protein. Gene Ontology annotation, molecular function: FAD binding. The transcript has 6 exons. Bases 22 to 1425 code for a protein of 467 amino acids. Lineage: Eukaryota; Fungi; Ascomycota; Leotiomycetes; Helotiales; Hyaloscyphaceae. The record is from RefSeq and is a predicted model, not a curated record.